AUGCGUGCCUCUUUCGCCAUCGCUGCCAGCAUUCUUGCUGUUGCAUCCGCAAAGACCAUCAGCGUUACCGACACUGUUGAUGUAACUAUCACCUCCUGCGAACCGACUGUCUCUAACUGUCCUUACAAGCCAACUGCCACCGGUACAUGGGAUGACUGGACCAGCUCCACCACCACCACCACUACCACCAAGCCCGUCGUGAAGACCACCACCACCAGCGCCGUCUGGAACGAGUGGGAGCAUGCCACCACGACCACCACCACCAAGCCUGCUGUCAAGACCACCACCAGCGUCUACGACCCUGACUGGAAGGAUUGGGAGUCCAGCACCACCACCACGACCACCACCAAGCCCGUUUCCCCAGCCAGCUCUACCGGCGUCUGGGCCGACUGGGAGUCCACCACCUUGAGCACCGUCCCCGUUGCCCCAGUCACCACCUGGACCUCCAGCGUGCCAGUGGCCCCCGCCACCACCGGUGUCUGGACCUAUAGCAGCACCCCCGUCAAGCCUGCCGUUGCCACCUACACUGGUGCCGCCAACGUCAACGCUGGCUCUUUCGCUCUUGCUGGUCUUGCUGCCGCCGCUGUCAUGGUCAUCGCAUAA
Molecule: messenger RNA, 603 nt
Organism: Exophiala bonariae
Lineage: Eukaryota; Fungi; Ascomycota; Eurotiomycetes; Chaetothyriales; Herpotrichiellaceae
Exons: 2
Coding region: 1-603 (200 amino acids)
Source: RefSeq, a predicted model, not a curated record